ACAUGGUCAACCUUAACCCAUUCGAGAGGGCAUUUCUUAUAUUUCAAAUACAUAAAAGUUGAAAGCGCAAGAGGGGAGAAGGGAUGGGAUUGGUAGAGGCCAACGAAUUGAAAAACAGUUUGUACGCAAAUUUUGGUGUACUAUAGUUGCAGAGGAUGUUAGUGCCCUCUAUGGCAUAUCCCGUUUCAUAUCCAUUUCCCGAUUGCCACCGACUCCACUCUCCGCUUUUCUUCUCCGCAACCCAGCAACGUCCCUGAUCCCCCUAUUACUAUUUAAUAUUAUCAUCAUAUUCGUUUCCCAUUAAUACUUAAAACGAAGAAGAAUCGGAACAUGGGCUGUUCUUCUUCCCAUCGCCCUCCAAUCCUCGCUUCUCUUCUCCUCCUCCUCCUCCUCUAGAUCCCUUCCCAUCGUCUCCCAAUACUCGGUUCCUCUCCCCUGUCCCUUGUUCUUCUUCUUCUUCUUCAUUUUCAUGGCGUCUCCGGCCCUUCCAGUUGGCCAAUCGCAGCAGCCCCUGAAUCGGGUGUAUUCGGUGUGGGCUCUUCCGCCCGAGGACGUCACGAAGCGUCUCAAGAAGCUGAUGGAGGGCCUCCGAUCCGAGUUCGGCGGCCCCAAGUUUGAGCCCCAUGUCACCGUCGUCGGCGCCAUAGCUCUGACGGAGGACGACGCGCUUUCCAAGUUCCGCGCCGCCUGUCAUGGCCUCAAAGCCUAUCCCGCCGCCGUGGAGAAGGUGGCCACUGGCAUCUUCUUCUACCAGUGCGUUUUUCUCCUCCUCCACCCCACCCCUGAGGUAAUGGAGACUAGUUCACAUUGCACCAGCCAUUUUGGUUACAAGAGCUCAACCUCUUAUAUGCCGCAUCUGAGCCUCCUGUACGGGGAUUUGUCCGAUGAGGAGAAACAGAGAGCUCAAGAGAAAGCUAACAUACUUGACGAGGGCAUCGGCAGCCUGAGCUUCCAGAUAACUCGGCUUGCUCUGUACGAAACGGACACAGAAGACAAUACUCUUGAAUCCUGGAAGAAGGUUGCUGACUGCAAGCUUGAUCUUUAAUUGCAAGGAAGUUGUACAAAUGCCAAAUGCUCUCUCUCUCUCUCUCUCACCCACAUUUCCAAUAGGAACUGUUAUUUGCUCUGCUUCUAUUGUGGCCACUGAAAAUAAUGGCAAUUUGUGUACUGGUUAGGCUUAAUCGACUGUGUGGGACUGACACUGUUCAGGAUUUAAUCAUAAGAUAUAUAAUAACACAAAAAAUAAAGUUAUUAAA
This is a messenger RNA of Diospyros lotus (date-plum), 1256 nucleotides long. Its product is annotated as cyclic phosphodiesterase. The record is from RefSeq and is a predicted model, not a curated record. The transcript has 3 exons. Gene Ontology annotation, biological process: cyclic nucleotide metabolic process. The coding region runs from base 470 to 1045 and encodes 191 amino acids. Gene Ontology annotation, molecular function: 2',3'-cyclic-nucleotide 3'-phosphodiesterase activity. NCBI's taxonomy places the organism in Eukaryota, Viridiplantae, Streptophyta, Magnoliopsida, Ericales, Ebenaceae.